Messenger RNA from Polistes canadensis, 2769 nucleotides. RefSeq lists its product as uncharacterized. Bases 535 to 2616 code for a protein of 693 amino acids. NCBI's taxonomy places the organism in Eukaryota, Metazoa, Arthropoda, Insecta, Hymenoptera, Vespidae. The transcript has 7 exons. The record is from RefSeq and is a predicted model, not a curated record.
UCUAAAUUGAAAUAUUAAAUAGUAAAUUGAAAAACACGCGCUCUUUUCCGUACUUCCUGUUUCAUAUUUCCGUCGCAUUCAUGAAAGUAGUCCCAUCAAAUGUCGCAUACAGAGAGUUAAGAUGUUACGUAUCAAUAAAAAUUUGUAUAGAGAAAAUUUAUUAUAUUAUAUAUAAAUGACAUAUGCAUAAGAUUUGACGUUUUAAAAUUCUACGCGAUAUAAAUCUGUUUAAUAAAUAUUACUAGGUUAUUCUUAGUUAUUUUUAUGUUGGUAGUUUAAUAAUAGAGAUAGGAAAUUUAUAUGAAAGUGUACGGUCACAUAACUGUGAUAAUAAAAAUAUAAAUAAGAUAUUAUGUCAAAUCGAAGAAAUUUAAUUAAAUAAACAUAAGUGCAUUUGUGUUGAAUUCUAUUUCAAUUUUCUACGAAUCUCAAUUUUAUGAAAAAUCGAAUUUUCGCAUAUAUGGCGACUUUUGAAGAAUUAUGUACAUAAAUAUUAUAAUAAUAUACUAACAGAAUAUACUUACUGUGCGUAUAAUGAGUAAUAAAAUUGAAGAGACAUGUAAGACUUUAGAUCAAUGUAGUAAUGGAUAUUCUGUGGAUAACAUCCAGAACCCUUCGUUAAUACAUGAUAACCAGCGUAUAUUUCAAAAUGAAUUUCCAAGCAAAUUUAUAUUAGAUAAUUAUAAAACAAUAAUAGAAGUAAAAGUAAAAGAAAAAAGACAUAAACCAGCUCAAGCAAUGGUCAGUAGUACAUCUAACCGUGAACAGAAUACCAAAGAAGGACAAAGAUCUAAUGGAGAGCAUCCUCAAAAUUGGUUGCAAGAUUUACAGGAACAUACUCGACCUUAUUUAAAGAAAAAUUUGCAAAAUUUAUCUUUAAAAAAUCAACAUACAAAGAAAAUAUCUUCUUCUGAACCUAAAGACAAUAAAAAACUUUCGACUCCUCAACAAAAAAUAAAAUGUAGAAGUAAUAGUGCUAAUAAACAGUUGGAUGAAGUACCAGUUAAACAAGUUCCUUUGCAAAAAAUAUCAAAGGAACAUGUGAAACAAUCUCAGCAAACGGGAUUUUCAUCAGGCGUGUCUACAAAAUGUAUAAAAUGUACUAAAUCGGUUCUCGUUAUUGACAGAGAAGUUCAAUGUGGUGGAAUAUUUGAUUCUUCGUAUGAUAAAUAUAAUAGUUUUAAUCCUGUUCGAACAUUAGGAUUUUUAAUGAGAGAAUUAGAGUAUUUAAUAAAAGAUGAGAUAUCCAGCGAAAUUCUCACGGAAAUGGAACAAACGUUAAUUCGAAUACCAGUAGAACUUAAAAAGUCAACAACAACGGAUUUAGAUGUAUUAACUCCUCGCACAAGACUCAAUGAAAGGACAGUUAAAAUAGAGAAAAUGAGUAAACAAGUGAAUACCAUAUGUGGAUCCUUACGCGAAGAACGAGAUUCUUUAAAACGGAAUGUUGAGAAAUAUUCUAAGCUUCUAGAAGAAGCUCGGCGCAAACAAUCAGACUCAGAAUCUACUAUAUCAAAGUUAAAAGAACAAGUAAACGAAGCAUUGAAGACAAUAGAAAGUAAAGAUGAAUUAAUAUCUGAAUUACAAGAGAAAAUUAAAAAAAUGGAACCGUUAGAAAAAGAAUUAACUGAAUUAAGAAUAGAUUUGACUAAACAAACAGAACUUAUACGACAAAAUCGUUUAGAAAAUCAAUAUCUAAUGCUUGAAAAUGACAAAUUGUUAGUUAUGUCCUCUCAUAAAGACUCACAAUUUAACGAAUAUCAUUGUGAUGUCAUGAAAGAAUUCCAAAAUGAAAUAGGACAUUUGAUAGAUGUUUUUAGAGAAGCUGGUAUCAGAGAAGUAAAUUCUAACUUACAAAAUUCAGGAAUACAAUGUGGACUUGCUUGCUCUUCACCUUCUGCAUCAUCUUCCGAUCGAUCUAAUAUUCCUACAUCCUGGCAUAAUUUAGUGGAUAUGUCUAUAUCUACAAUAGAAGAUAAUAAGAACUUAAAAAAAGCAACAUCUAAAAAGGAUAAACUAUUGACUCCAUCCUACAGAAUAAAAGAAAAAGAUACAGCAAAAACUACAAUGGAAGAGAUUACGCAAUUAGAAUUUAUUAGUUUGCCUCCUGCGGAAUCAAUUUUAUUUCCAUCUUAUAGAGAUCAAGAAUGUUUAGAUGAAAGUGGUAUCAAUAAGGAUAAAGAUUAUCUGUUUCCGUCCAAAUCUAAAUUAUCUGAUCGUAUUCAACAAUUUGUUGAUGCUGAUUCUACAAAAUCUAGUGUUCAGUGUAUUAAUGAAAAAGACAAUGAAAAAGACAAUGAAAAUGAAUCGUAUAAAAAACAUUUAUCCAAAACUCGAAAGACAUUAAAAUUCGAUAAUAAGAAAAAAAAUCAUGACAAUGAAAGUAUAGAAGAAAGUUCUAAAUUUAUAGAAACUAACGUAUCGGGUGAUAUAUUAAAUUCCAAUAUAAAUAAACAAUUUGAAACUAUAUUCAAUGAAGUUCGACAUAAGAGUAGAAUUUCUGUUAGUGUACCGAGUCCACCACGACAUUAUCCUCAUCCGGAUUGGACCGAUAGUUCUUUACCUAGUGUUAGUGUCGAUUCCGAAUUAAAUAUUGUUCAGUCUAACAUUACUUGAUCGUAUAUUUUUAUAUUCUGUCUCUGUUUUAUAUAUCCUUACAUUUUUAUAUCAAAACUAAAUUGAACUAAUAUUUCUUAUUUAUAAUAUUUUUAUCUCCGGAAUGAGAAUAUAUCCUAUAAGGUUGUAGGUAUAUAUAAUAUGAUAUAUGAG